UGGUCGACCAGGCCCUGUUUUCACUGUUUCGGGGUAAAUUUUGAAGAUAGAGAGUGUGCUACUCUCAUGCAGCCUUUCCCUUUUCCCAUGGGCUUAGCCAAGGAAAGCAGAACCGUCUCUCUCUACACUCAGCGUGGAGACCAUUAUGACCAACGCCGCCUUCGCUGCAUGAGGUCAUGCAUUCCCUCUGCUCCUCUUGCGGCAACGCCCUCCUUCCCACCCCCACUUACUUCCUCAGAGAGGCCGCAUUUGCCAUCUUUGUUAGUGGCACCGGUUGACCACGGCCUCUGGUCUCAAGCCACCGCCCCGCGGGAGAGCCGUCGUGGGAAACGCGUGCUGUCAGCCCUCCUCCAAAAUGGCGCCGCCCGUUUCACCCUUUGGGGGCGGGACCUAAAAUGGCGGGGGUGGCGCCUGCGCGUUAAUGGAUGGCUGUCAGAGCGGGGCCUGGCUGUACCUAUUGUGUGCCCGCCGGGAGGAAGCGUUGAAGGGUUGCUGCUUUAUUGGUGGGGAAUGGAGCCGGACCUUCUGGAGGGAGAGGGCAGCAGCCCUGAGGGAGCUGCCGGGGCGGCUGUCUCCUCCGCAUCGGCCACCGGACUCACCGCCUCUCAGCGCCGGGCUGAGAUUCGCCGGAGGAAGCUGCUGAUGAACUCGGAAGAGCGCAUCAACCGAAUAAUGGGUUUCCAUCGGCCGAAAGCGGAUGAUGACAGCCAUUCAGAAUCUAAGCUUCAACUGGAACAAGAUAAGCCAAGCCCUCUUCUAGCUCCAGUUUCCAAGCGAGUCGUGCUUGGGGAUACUGUAUGCAGCUUGGCUGGAACAGCUGACCAUGCAAGCGGUGGGGUGGAGAAAAAGGACUUGUUUAGCAAAGUUCCUGAGGCUGGUAGUGAUGGCACCAGUGAGCUCCGACAACGCAGUAGAGGGGAUCUGAUGGAAGUUCCACAACGAGCAUCUCGGCAUGGGUUGGAGCAGUAUUUAUCAAGGUUUGAUGAAGCUAUGAAGCUCAGAAGCCAGCUGAUGAGUGAGAAACCAAGCCAGGAAAAUGGAAGUGCUGUAGAGGAAUUUGAUUCUUUCCGCAUUUUUAGAUUAGUAGGAUGCGCACUCCUUGCCAUUGGAGUUAGAGCUUUUGUGUGCAAAUACUUGUCAAUAUUUGCUCCCUUUCUUACCUUACAGCUUGCAUUCAUGGGGUUGUCCAAGUACUUUCCAAAGAGUGAGAAGAAGACAAAGACUACAGUAUUAACUGCUGCUCUGUUACUGUCUGGAAUCCCUGCAGAAGUGAUUAGUCGUUCCAUGGACACUUACAGCAAAAUGGGGGAUGUCUUUACAGACCUCUGUAUCUACUUCUUUACUUUCAUCUUCUGCCAUGAACUGCUUGUGUUUUUUGGUUCAGAGGUGCCAUGAUAGUCAUGGAACUCAGUCUGAUAACUUCAACAGGACUGCUUCAGUCUUGAUUUCAUACAUGCCUCUGGAUGUAUCUAUAUAUAAACAGGGUUAUACCUUCAUUCAACUCUUAACUUGUUUCAGUGUAGUGUGAAUGCACUUCUGAAGGUGGAAGGGCAUGCUCCUAGCCUUUAAGUUGAAUAAGAACUGCUUAGGAUGGUGCACAGUGAUCUCAGAUAUCAUUCCAAGAGUGGAGCCUUUCUGUUGAAGGCAUCAUUUAAAUCUUGCUCUUUGUUGUGAAAAUAUAGGGUGACUGAGGUGCUGUGCUUGGCAGAAUCUGCAUUAGACCUUGUGGCUUGGACCCAGAAUUCCUAUGACUGGAGCUCCCAAUGGAAUGCUCCUGUUGGAGGAAAGGUAAACAGGCAACUUCCACCGGUUCUGCCUUCCCCCUGUACCUUCUGAAGAGCUAUGCUUUGGAAGCAAGAGGGACCUUCUGGAACACUGUGGGAAGGGGUGCAGGAAGGAGGGGAAAUUAGUGAAACAUGCCUCCUCUCCUUUUCCUUCAUCAGGAAUCACUGCUGGAUCUUAAUCCCUUCUGUGGAUGGAAGGAGACCCUUUCUGUUUCCUUUGCAGAUAACAAACUCUAGAUCCAGUCAGAGGAAUUUUCUAGGGACUAGUAAUAUAUAUGUCCGUCCACCCCCCACUGAAAUAGUCCGACAGAAAUAUUGUCAACCAUCAAGACAUCUGUGACAGAAUUAUAAUAUAAAGUAAUAAUGAUUUUGUAACAGAAUUAGACUUGUUGGAGCUCAUCACAUAAGUCUUUGCUUGACAGUGGUGGUAUUUUGUUUGCUUUAUAAUAAUUGGGAAGGAAUGACAGUAGUAAAAUCCAGCCCAGGUUCCCACUGAGUAUUCAUUAAUUGAAUUGGAAUAUUUAUUACUUGUGUUUACAUGAUUUUAUGUAAUGAGCUGCAUUAAGUGAACACUGCAGAUUAAAAAGUGUUCUUGAGUAAUUAGACUUUUUGUACCUAACGAUAUCACCAGUCUUGCUAAUGCCUCUGUUUUUUCAAGGGCUUCCUGCUUUAUGUCUUUGAGAAAGAGAUACUUAUGAAUGGUUUAACUACCUUUAAUGUUGCUUGGUAGCAUUACAUGUAUCAAUAAGAUGGUUUCUUGGUGUAGUACAAAGGGGUGUUUAACUCCAAUUUUAAUUACUGUUAAUUUCUAUGCAUUCUGAUUGAUAAAGUAUGAUUCACAGAAGAUACUCGGUUCACAAGAGAAUGCUGACUUUGAAAUAUGUGCUGCUAAUGGGUUCUUACAAUGUACCUGAAUUAAUUAUCUGACGUCUCUUCCAUUGAAAUCAGUAAGACAGUUCCAAAUGAAUGUUUAUGCCAGUUCCUGAAGGAAUCUGUGCUUUGGGAGGUAUCCUAAUCAAAUCUUUGCUUGGACAGAAUUGAGUUCAUAUACUUGGAGAAAGGUUAAGCAAGUUGUCACUCACACAUUUUUCCUUCCACGUCUCCUUAGUAAAUCACAAUUAUUGUACAUUAUUAAAUUUGACAUAUUUUAUCACUUGAACCUUCCCUGAAUAUUACUGUGUGACUAGAGCAAGAGCUGGUGCAGAUACAACACUGAACCACAAUGAAGAGGUUGCAUACCCACAGCUCUUCUUUCUUGUGUGAUAUUUUCUCCUUUAUUUACUCUGGUUCAGUGCUAUGUGUGAUGGUCACCAUCCCUGGCUAAGGGUGCUUCAGAACUCCGGGUACAGAACCUCGCAACCCCAGCAUCUGGCUCUGUGUUAUUCAGCACCAGGUCUUAGGUAUUUAAUGAGAGAUGAGAUUAUGCUGGAAUACUUCCUAUUCCUUGGUGAGACGGCAGAUUUUCCCAUGACUCUUAAAGAUUUAGAGGUAUCUAGUAUUUAAUUCGCCUGUCUAAGUUUUAGCAAUGAAAAUGUUACUAUGCGCAUACUGUAAUUAUACAGAUUAAAAUGAUUUCUUGUUUUAGAUUUAAAGGUGUUUUUCUGUUGGGCAGUAAAAUUGGUUUUUUGCUAAUGGUAGAUAAUGGAUAUUUAUUUUUAAUUUCUUGCACUAUAAAUUUUAAUACUGCAGUCAUUGAAUUGAAUUUCAUUAUUGUAGUUACAUCUUUAACAUUAGAAGAAUGUUCUGGAAUUGGGUCCAUAAAAGGAGCAUGAGUGUCCCAGAGAGAAGUGUGUGCAGUGCUGAAACUCUGGUGUUUUUGCCACUUCAGUUCUUCCUGCUAAAAGCAAGAUUGUGCACAGUUUGAAAAGCAGGAGACAUUGUGGGUAUAAAGCAAACAAAAGCUCUAGCUACAUUUUGAAUCUGUCUGUGCAUAUGUUUAAUUCUCCUUUAGAUUUUGAUAUGUUCUAUUGUAUUCAGUAGGGUUUACACUACAAUAAAUAUCAACAUACUGUAUGUUCUGACAUAUACAGAAAAAAAUAGUCUCUUACGAUCUAAGUUGUCUUUUCCAUGUUGAAAGUUCUUACUGGAAAUCACUAUACAAACAUCAAUUCUCUUGAAACCAACGUCAUGUUUAAAAUUCUGUGAGCAGCUAUCAUGGAGCUCUUAUUAGAAAUCUUCAAGAAUGCCUGAGCCUUUAUCAUUCCAAACAAAUAGUCUUAUUUUCUAAAGUUAACAUUAUGGGGAUAAAUAGAAGUGCCAGUCCCAACAAGAGUAGACCCAUUGAAUUAAUAGAACUUAUGCACGUAUUGACUUAAGUAGGGCACAUUAAUUCAGUCAGUCUACUCUGGUGAGAAUAAGCAUCGCGUAGGAUUUAGCUCAUGAUUGUUAGUAUGAAAAAUCAUGUCCUUUAAACUGGCACAUCUGAAUUCCUGUAAUCAAAUCAAAAUCAUCUUGUGAUCUAGAUGUAAAAACAACAUCUGGGUUGGGUAAUUCACUAAAAACCUAUAAACUAGGAGAGCUUCUGGGUCUUCAAGGACUCUCCUUGAAAUGUAGACAUUACAAAAAUUGGGGGACAGGAAGAAGCAGAAGCUCUCUGAAGUCUUAACAAGUGCCUCUAUCUGUUAUGCCGUUGAAAGCAGAAUGGCACAGCAAGAUGGAGGUUGGAGAUCCAGUACAAGGAAUGGUGUCAAGAUAUCUGCUUACAGUCUCCUCUCUCCUCCCUGUAGACAAAGAAACUCUAAGAAGGUAUCCUGGCACCUUUCAUAUGCAUUGGACCUGCAAUUUCCAUUUCAUUUUGCUAAUCUGCUUUCAAUAGAUUUGCUGGACUCAAUGACUUUUUGUUUCUUCCUCAGUCUUCCAACUUUAAUAACAUAUUUGAAAAAGAGUCUUCAAAAGCACACCCUGAUUACAAUUUUUCAGUGAUCCAUUAGAAGUACUACUUGUCCUGGACAUCUGAACUCCUGUAAUUUCAAUUUGCCAAGAUGGACUUCUAAACAAAGUACUAUGAAUCUUUAAUUGGAUCUUUUCCCCUUUAAAGUAGCAUAUGUUUAGAAUAUAGCAAAUUCCUGUAAAAAACCCUUUUCUGCUGUGAAGUGACUUACAAGAUGGAAUGAUCUCUGUAUAUGUUCCCUUUUACAAAAACUGGAGCUCCUCUGUGCAAUGAACCUCAUGUGGUCAUUCGUAUAUGUUCUUCAAUGUAAUUUAUUUCUACACUGGUUUCAUUAAAUAUAAUAAACUUA
Pogona vitticeps (central bearded dragon) is the source of this 5023-nucleotide messenger RNA. It is a transcript of the gene CAMLG, whose product is annotated as calcium modulating ligand. Gene Ontology annotation, biological process: tail-anchored membrane protein insertion into ER membrane. Lineage: Eukaryota; Metazoa; Chordata; Lepidosauria; Squamata; Agamidae. Gene Ontology annotation, cellular component: GET complex. The record is from RefSeq and is a predicted model, not a curated record.